Molecule: messenger RNA, 1557 nt
Organism: Symbiodinium sp. CCMP2592
Lineage: Eukaryota; Dinophyceae; Suessiales; Symbiodiniaceae
Source: the annotation of a GenBank genome assembly
AUGGUGAAGCUCAACAAGGCUGGAGGUGGCGGUGAGGGCGAGAGCCAAAGCAUCAUCAAUUUAGAUGACUUCCUUGCCGGCUUGACUGCAGCAUCCUUGGCUGAGAACAAGGUUUUGCAGAGCAUCCCAGCAGUGGCGGCUAUGAUGACAGACUUCGCAUCUGCGGUGGAAUCCGUGUCACAACUGCUGCGAUGGGUUUUUCUGCGAGAGCCGGCUUUCAGCCAGGUUGCCAGCAAGCAGGAGCACGUUUCGCCUGAGGCUCUCCAAGUUUGGGCCGAUGCGGCUGAGAGCCGCCUCAGCAGCUUGGUCGAAGACCCCCAGGUUCUCCUCAGAGUCCAGACGAAGCUUGUAUCGCCGGUCAAGCUCGAGCUCGCGCGGCUCUACUCAGCUGGCUUGGACAGCGUUGCGCCGAUCGUGGACCAGCUCACAGGAAACAUGUUAGGAGCGGGAUUGACAAAAGGGCUGUAUGAGGAUUUGAUGAUCAAGAUCCCCUCGAACCACAAACUCGCAAAGCUCGUGGACGCAUUUGCCAAGGUGGCCAUGUUCCCGUCCAAGGUGUCUGAGAAGGACCAGGUGCGUUCUUUCAUCCAGUCCUUGAAAACGCUUUCUGAAGAGCUGGCCCGGGUUAUAAGCCAGGGCCCGGAGAUUGAGGCGGCAGAUUUGCUCAGAACAAAAAUCGCCGAUCCUACAACCAGAAACUUUCUUCAUCAGCAAGUUUCUGCUCUUCACCAGCGAUUGACCACCGUUUCGAGCAAUUUUGUGAAGGAUGCAUGGGCAAAGCACGGUGAAGUCGCCUCGAUUCUUGAUGAUUUGCCAUCGCCUGAUGCAAAAAAGGAAGAGACCUAUCGAACCGCCAUGCUGCAACAUUGUGGCACUUUAGCGCAGAAGUCAGCUAGCGUUGGUGCCAUUUUAGAGACCCUGCAAAGCUUCAAAGCCGAGCUGGAAAUCUUAUCCAAGAUUCAGUUUGUGGACGGGUUGCAAAGCGGUCUGGAAUCGCAGGUAUCGUAUGAGCCAGCGGGAAGUGCAGACGUGUUUGCCGAACAGUGCAACAGGUCUGUGACCUUGUCCAAGCUUCAUGUAGCUCUGAUUGCUGCAAUUUGCUUGAUGAGGAACCCCUCGCUCACCAAGCGAACAGAGGAAGGCAAGACAUUGAUGGCCAAACUUAAGGAAGUUCAUCCGACUCUUGUCAAGCACAUCCAGGAUUGGAAGCCCUAUGCCACUGUGUCGACCCCAGGAUUUCGGGUCCGUGCUUAUGCAGAGACAUUGGCUGCUGAAGUUUUGGCCGUCAUCUCACCACAGGAUCCUGCCAAGACCACAGAUAGCAAGCGCAAGAAGAAGGGCAAGGCUGAUGAGGAUGAUGAUGAUGAAGAGCGCACAAAGGCAAAGUCUGCCAAGAAUUCUGAUGCAAAGGCGAAGGAGAAGAAAGACAAGAGUGACAAGAAAGACAAAAAAGACAAGAAAGACACGACCCCGGAGGAGCCCACGGAGAAAGCCAAGAAAGCUGUCAAGGACAAGGACAAGGACAAGAGUGACAAGAAACCGAGAGUGCUGGACUGA